AGCAGAUUAACACAACAAAGUCCACUUUUUAUAUAUUCACCACCACUAUUUAUUGGUACCUUGUUUUCAUCAAACAAACAAACGGCACCGUUAUUUAGGCUUCUGCAGGCUGCAUCUAUUCCAUUCCAGCUGCAGAUCAUGGGAAGCAUGAAAAAAGAAUCACACAAGCAAAGCAAGUUUAAGCAUUACAUUUCAACUCCUGUAAGAAUUCUAAAGAAGGCAAAGGAUUUAUACGUUAAUGGGUUAUUAGCUUGUUCCGGAAGAAUUGCUGGCUCUGCACCUGUUCAUAUUUCCGUUUCACACCUCCCUGAAGACACUGCUAAGACAAAUAGUAGUGAGAGACAGUCAUUGAGAGAGAUUUUCAGAACCGCGCCGAUCAAUGAAAUGAGAUUUGUGAUGAAUGGAGAUAGAACAGUGCCAAUAAGAAAUACUAUAGGGAGUGAAAUGGUUAUGCAAAGGAGGCAAAGGCAACGGAUCGUGGGGUGUAAGUAUAAUAGAAAUAAAAUGAGUUAUCAGACCGAGUUGAGAAAGAUGGGAAGAAUUGAUGAAGAUAAACCUUGUUGUUUUGAGGAAGAUGAAAGUGAUCAUUCUAUUUCCAAGGGAAGUUUAGUGUAUCUGUAUCCAAGAAGUAGAAGGAUCAAUACUGUUGUCAAACUGCCACCCGUUUAAGCUGCAAUUUUGUUGAUCUAUGGUUAAACUUUUUCAAUAGUUUCACCAUGUAGUUUUGGGAGUUAUAGGUUUUAGUUUCAAUGGCUAAUAAUAUUGUUCUCUGUUGAUUAAGUAUAGCAAAAAGAUCUUAUUGUUCUUGUGAGUUUUGGGGGUUGGAUGAGUUGUGUGUGUAUGAUGGUAUCAUUAAUCAUAAUGAUCUACUUGUUUGAAGUUAAGUCAUUAUUUGAAAUUUAGAAAGUGGUUUCAACUA
This is a messenger RNA of Lathyrus oleraceus (garden pea), 919 nucleotides long. RefSeq lists its product as uncharacterized. The coding region runs from base 139 to 669 and encodes 176 amino acids. The record is from RefSeq and is a predicted model, not a curated record. NCBI's taxonomy places the organism in Eukaryota, Viridiplantae, Streptophyta, Magnoliopsida, Fabales, Fabaceae. The transcript has a single exon.